AUAUUUGGGUUGAUUCCCGGCACUGUUACUUUAUUUGAGGUCUGAUAAGAUGCUAUUUCAAAUCCAAUUAAGAUAUUUUGAUUUUUCCCUGCAAAGGCCAAAAGUGUAAGACAGGUUUUCGUUUCAGACGGAAAAAGUGGAAAUAAUUAUAAAUAAACCUCGUUUUAAUCAUCAAUGCAUUACUCACUGGGGACUCCGACUCAUUUUGAAAGUAUAACAGAGUAUAGUAGAGAGAUAAAAUCAACAAUUUUAUGGUGAGAAUCGAUUUUGAUCGCACAUAUCAACAUUCUUUUAGAUUUCAAAAGACUUGUCUUAUUAACGCCGCAACCAUUCUACCGUGAUAAUCUUUCCUUCCUUACUACAUAGUUUCUACACAGUGGAAACUGAUAUUACCGGUAAUUAUUGAAUGGAACGAUUAGAGAACAGAAACUCAGGAAGACACGAAAAAAAAAGUUCCCUAAAGCUGUUUCCCUCUGAAUCGAAAUCGUUCAUCUAUUUAUCUAUUUUUGUCACUUAUGGUUUGACAAAGGAAAGCGAUAAUAGCCUUUAAUUGAAACUGUCUGGGGAAACAGCAGGGUAUAUAACUAGUACAGUGCGACGGCUACCGCUCAUUCACUUCAUCCACCCGCCCUGGUCAGAUUAUCGCAGUUCAGAAUGGAGAAUCCACAGAAUACGAAGAGGGGCUCUUCUCCUCAGACACCAGCUCGGUUGAUCUAUUUCUGCGUUUUCUUGUCAAUCGUUGUUUGUCUAUCUUUUGUAUUAAGCGUGUACUCUUUCAAGCGCGUGUUGUCGCUUGAUAAAGAAUUUCACUCAAGAACUGAGUUGAAAGCUAAAGAAGAAGAACAAGUCGCCAGUUCAGAUAGAAACGUGGCUGAAGGAAAGGAGGUGGAUAAAUACGGCAGCAGGAAACAUCGCUCUCAACUCCCAGGCGAACGACAAUCCUUGAUUCCUGAAAGCAUACUUCUUUAUGGCAAUGGAAAAAGAUAUGCACUGCAGAAAACGGAUGUCGUCACGCAAUGGACCAAGGCAAACAAAAAUGGAAACAAGAUUGCUUAUCGUUCCAGUGUAGGCCGCGUCGAGGUGAUGAGAGAUGGGCUGUACUUCAUUUACAGCCAAAUGUGCUUUUCUGGAAACAGAAAUCAGGACACGGCUGGCCAUCGCAUUUUUAUAAACCACGAAGAAAAGAUGACAACCGUGAUUGGCCGACAAGACACAACAGUGGCCUGUCGCUAUCAUGGCGGCGCCUUUUAUCUGCGUGCGCACGACACAAUCGCCGUGAAGCCAACAGCGACUGGUCAAUACUACAUGUCAGCGAAGGGCUCGUUUUUGGGGGUCUUCCUCAUCUAGAGUACCGCGAAAAUCAUCUAGUCUCUUUUCUCUAAUUAGAGUUUACGUUUGCCUUGAUUUUAGCAAGUGUUAAAAUAUUAAGAACGACUAGCAUGUAAGGUGUUAUAUAUGUAGUUCUUAAUUGCGGUCACUUCUUUCCCAAAGCUGUUAAACACCAUGUUAUCAUUAGCAACUUCUAAUGCAAUAGCACAAUAAGAAAAUAAAAACAUUUGAAGGUUUUGUGGAAGUUCA
Messenger RNA from Pocillopora damicornis (cauliflower coral), 1578 nucleotides. RefSeq lists its product as uncharacterized. Gene Ontology annotation, molecular function: tumor necrosis factor receptor binding. Lineage: Eukaryota; Metazoa; Cnidaria; Anthozoa; Scleractinia; Pocilloporidae. The record is from RefSeq and is a predicted model, not a curated record. Gene Ontology annotation, biological process: immune response. Gene Ontology annotation, cellular component: membrane.